AUGUCCCAACUUGACAAAGAGAGCCAUAUCCGUUACAUUGCGUCGCUGGAUUCGAAACGGGAUGACUACGAAUACUGGCUUUCGGAACACUUGCGGUUGAAUGGUGUUUAUUGGGGACUAACAGCUUUAUGUGUACUGGAUGCUAAAGACACCUUCAACAGAAGCGAAAUCAUUUCGUUUGUAUUGAGCUGCUGGGACACCAAAGCUGGUGCCUUUGCUGCUUUCCCUGGGCACGAUGCACAUGUCUUGACGACGCUUUCGGGAAUUCAGAUUUUGGCCAUUUACGAUGCUUUAGAAGUACUUUCGAAGAAACCGGAGGACAGCGUUGGAAGCGACGAUAUGAAAACCCAAUGCGUAGCUUUUUUGCAGUCCAAUCAGCUUCCUGAUGGUUCGUUCCAAGGAGACCGCUUUGGAGAAAUCGACACCCGUUUUGUUUAUGCAGCGUUGAAUGCCCUUUCGAUUUUGGGACAAUUGACACCAACAGUGGUAGAUCCAGCAGUACAGUUCAUUCAGCAGUGUUACAACUUUGACGGUGGGUUUGGACUGAGUCCCGGUGCGGAGAGCCACGCCGCCAUGUCCCUAACAUGCAUUGCUGCUUUGGCUGUAGUCAACCGGCUCGAUGUGCUUUCGCCAGAUCAGUUGGAAGACAUCGCUUGGUGGCUUUGCGAAAGGCAGGUUCCUGAAGGUGGACUAAACGGGCGUCCCAGUAAGCAGCCAGAUGUGUGCUACAGCUGGUGGGUGCUGUCAUCGCUGGCUAUAAUCGGGAAACGCGAUUGGAUCGAUUUUGAUAAGCUUCGAGAAUUCAUUCUAUCGUCACAGGAUCCAAAAAAGGGUGGAAUAAGCGACCGCCCUGGGAAUGAAGUCGACGUAUUCCAUACCUGCUUCGGCGUGACAGGUUUGAGUUUGAUGGGCAAAGACGAUUUGAUCGAGAUAGAUCCUGUUUAUUGCAUGCCAAUGUCUGUAACGCGGACCUUCAAAAAGUACCCAUAUGAGAAAUAG
Lachancea lanzarotensis is the source of this 999-nucleotide messenger RNA. RefSeq names its product LALA0S13e00474g1_1 (gene BET2). Gene Ontology annotation, biological process: protein geranylgeranylation. The record is from RefSeq and is a predicted model, not a curated record. Lineage: Eukaryota; Fungi; Ascomycota; Saccharomycetes; Saccharomycetales; Saccharomycetaceae. Gene Ontology annotation, molecular function: Rab geranylgeranyltransferase activity. The transcript has a single exon. The coding region runs from base 1 to 999 and encodes 332 amino acids. Gene Ontology annotation, cellular component: Rab-protein geranylgeranyltransferase complex.